Molecule: messenger RNA, 1945 nt
Organism: Rhizophagus irregularis DAOM 181602=DAOM 197198
Lineage: Eukaryota; Fungi; Glomeromycota; Glomeromycetes; Glomerales; Glomeraceae
Source: RefSeq, a predicted model, not a curated record
AACCAAAAUUCUUAGAAUUCCGCAGUAAGACUAGUAAAAUAAUAAUAAAAAUUUAAAUUUUUUUGCUUUUUCUUACAAAAAAAAAAAUUUUAAUAAAAUGGAGUCAUACCGGGGACAAGAGGAGUUCGAAGAACAGCUCUUAAGAGAUGUCAAGACUUUUGUGACAAAAAACUUCAAAGAAGCUCAGUUACGACAAAAAGAGGAGCUGGAUGAUACCUUCGACAAAAUUUUUUUCAGGACGCUUAAAACCCACAGGCUACUAGUUGAAAUUAGUGAGAUAACAGGUAUAAAGGGUGAAAAUGUAGAAAUAAUAGCAAGAAGUAUAAUGAGGUUUGCAUAUAGAAUACAAAAUAACGACGUUCAAAAUAUUGGAAAACAAAAUUCUCGCCUUCGUUCUUGGCUGCACCAAGCGCAGCAAAAAAAUCCGACACAAGAUACAACGCUAAAUGCAGAAAUUGAUAGCGAGUCAAAACACCAAUCAAAAACGUCCAAGAACAAGGAAAAAAGCAAAAAAAAGAAAAACGUGAAAAAAAUUAAAAAUAGACUAGUUCAGGAGAUUGUACUUCCAACAAAAGCCGAUCAAGUCCCAGGUCAGGAGGCGCAAGGAACUCGGUCACGUGAUAUGCUUUUUUACGAUAUCCCAGUACGCUAUAGCGAGACAGAAGUAUGCAACGCAAUUAAACAAUUAGGAACGGUGCAUAGAAUUACGAUAAAAAAACAUUAUAAAUAUCAAUCGGUGAAAGCCGAGAUUUCAUUAUUAGAAGAAUACGAAGAGUCGUUCGUGAAAGGAGUGUGGAAAGAAAAGAUACUGAUUGGAAGCAACGAUAAAAAUAAAAAAGUCAUUGAUGUCCGUUGGUUCCAUGGAGACAAGACAGUAAAAGACAUAAAGGAAAAAUGCAAGUGCAAAGCCUACAAAGUGAUUCAAACGAAUUACUACCAAGACAUAGCGAGAAAUAACUUCACCUUCGAAUUUGGAAAAACAGCGUGUUUUGGAAAUAAGACGGUUUUCUUAGCAUAUUUCAAAAAUAAAGAACAACUCGAGGCAGCGAUUGCCAUGGAUAAAAGUAUGGAUAACAAAUGGGUAAUACAUGGAAGACGCAACGAGAGUAUGGCGAAAAUAGCCUCAAGAGAGGUGACAGUCAGAUCUCUCAUAAGCACGUCCCUGGGAAAAAACAACAAAGUAAUAUCCAUUAACAACCAUGGAUCAACAUCAGCUACGCCUAAUACUGUCAUACAUACAACCACAGAAGAAGUAGUCGAUACUGUUAACAAAUACAGGAAGAAUUUGCUGGAUGAACCCGAAACACAAAUUCAGCCCUCGGUAACGCCUACGACUAAAGGAUACACUUCACCGGAGAAUGUGGUUAAGAUAAUAGAAGAAUAUAGAGGAGAAGUUUUUAUAGAACAUAAAAUAGCACCGACUCAAGAAGGAAUUCUACCAGAUUUAUUAGACAAAAAUAUAGAAAUACAAAAAAGAAAGGAAGCGCUUAUAUUAGAGCAUAGAAGGUAUGCUCAAAGAAUGGAAGAGAAGAGGAAAAUAUGUAAAGAAAAGCCGAUAAGUAAAGUUGUUACGCCUGUGGAAUUACAUGAAUUUGCCAAAGUCAACGCCGAUUGUACAGAAAGACUACAAAAGGAGAGUGAUCGUCCGUAUACGCUCUCAAACAAUAACCCUUUUUUAAAGGAUAAGGAAGACAAGUCACCUUUAUCAGAGUCUUCGGACGAUGAUGAAUGUUUAAAAGAUGUCAAAAAGCGUAUAAAGAAGAAACAAGGCGCAAGAAGUAGUGAUUCGGAAGAUGAUUCAACCAUAGAUAGCUCGAGCGAAGUUGAAAAGAAAAUGGAACUCCAACCUGAAAAUACACCCGAUACUGACAAAAUAAAUAAAACACCCUUGGAAGGUCUUAGUAGAGUGGUAAAAAAGGGUAGGAGUAGUAGAAUUAAAAAAUAG